Molecule: messenger RNA, 2190 nt
Organism: Photinus pyralis (common eastern firefly)
Lineage: Eukaryota; Metazoa; Arthropoda; Insecta; Coleoptera; Lampyridae
Exons: 1
Coding region: 1-2190 (729 amino acids)
Biological process (GO): DNA replication
Molecular function (GO): nucleotide binding; DNA binding; DNA-directed DNA polymerase activity
Source: RefSeq, a predicted model, not a curated record
AUGUGGGCAAAUACAAAGAUUAACAACCCUUUGCCGAUGGAAAAAUUGAGUGCAGCUCAGCAGAAUGAUUUCGAGAACGCCACUCAUUGCCACAUAUGUGAAAAGCCGUUUUUGGAAAAUGAGAUUCGUUGUCGCGAUCACUGCCAUCUCAGCUCAAAAUAUCGCGGCCCAGCGCACCAGCAAUGCAAUAUAAACUACCAAGACAGUCACACAAUCCCCGUGGUCUUUCAUAAUCUGAGUGGAUACGAUGCGCACUUCAUUAUCCGCGAACUUGCAACCGCUAUACCUGGCCAAAUAAAACUUUUACCUUUAAACAAAGAGAAGUAUAUUUCGUUUACGAAAUAUGUGGAAAAUACCAGCAUUAACUUUAGAUUUAUCGACUCCUUUAGGUUUAUGAGCAGCAGUAUAGAAAAACUCGCUUCGUACUUAGGAGACGACAAAAAAACUAUAGCGAAAUCGCAAAGUCGCAACGAUGCCGAAUUCAAAUUGCUCAUGCGAAAGGGUGUUUUUCCCUAUGAGUAUGUCGACUCGUGGGAAAAGUUAAAUGAAACCCGAUUACCGCCGAAAAAUGAAUUUUUCAGUUCGUUGCGUAACGACGGCGUGAAUGACGAAGAUUAUGAGCAUGCUUUAAAUCUUUGGAACGUAUUUUCUAUUCAAACUCUCGGUCAAUACUCGGAUUUGUAUUUGAAAACUGACGUGCUUCUUUUGGCAGACGUAUUUGAAAAUUUUCGCGCCACUUGUCUGAAAACCUACAAACUCGAUCCUCUUCAUUAUUACACUGCGCCGGGCCUCGCUUUCGAUGCCAUGCUCAAAAUUACAGAGAUUAAAUUGGAACUAUUAACAGACAUCGAUCAAGUUAUGUUCGUAGAGAAGGGUAUUAGGGGUGGAAUCACUCAAUGUUCCACUAGAUACGCGAAGGCGAACAACAAAUACAUGAAUGACGACUAUCGUCCUGACCUUGAAUCGAUUUAUUUAAUGUAUUUUGAUAUUAACUCCCUUUACGGAGCUACAAUGUGUGAAGCAUUGCCUUAUGGGGAGUUCUCUUUCGUAGACGAUUUUGAAUCGUUAGACAUAUUAAAUCAUCCCGAUGAUGCAGAUAUCGGUUACAUUGUGGACUGUGAUUUUGAUUAUCCGAAGGAAUUACAUGAGUCCCAUAGCGACCUUCCUUUGGCCCCCGAACACAUGUGUCCUCCCGGCUCUAGAAUAAAGAAAUUAAUGCUUACUUUGUUCCCGAAACGCAACUACGUAUUACACUACCGAAAUUUAAAGCUUUACAUUAAACAUGGACUGAAACUUGUUAAAAUUAACCGUGUGUUGCGUUUCAAACAAUCGGCGUGGUUAAAAAAAUAUAUCGAAUUGAAUACACGUAUGAGAAAACAGUCUACAAACGAUUUUGAAAUAAAUUUUUAUAAGCUAAUGGUAAAUAGCGUUUUUGGAAAACUGAUGGAAAAUGUAAGAAAAUAUAAAGAUGUUCGCUUGGUGACAAAGUGGGAAGGUCGCUAUGGCGCUCGUGCGUAUAUUUCCAAGCCAAACUUCCAUAGCUGCACUCUUUUCGAUGAUGACGAUAUCGCGAUAAUAGAAAUGAAUCGGUUGGAGGUAUUUCUUAACAAACCAAUUUAUGCGGGGUUGACGGUUUUAGACGUAUCGAAAACUUUCCUCUACGACUUUCACUACAAUUAUGUAUUACGGGAAUUCGGUGAUCGCGCAAAACUCCUGUACACCGACACUGAUAGUCUUGUAUACUCUUUUGCAGUGCCGGACAUAUAUCAAUCAAUCAAAGAGAACAUUAAUCGAUUCGACACAUCCAGUUAUAACCCAAAUAAUCCCUUUGGUAUACCUCCUGUCAAUAAAAAAGUCCCCGGAUUGAUGAAAGACGAAAACAAUGGAAAAAUAAUGUUAGAGUUCGUGGGUUUAAGGGCAAAAAUGUACGCGUACCGAGUGGACGACAAGGUGUUAAAAAAAUCAAAAGGUUCGACAGCCGCUAGUAUUCGUGAAAUAACUUUACAAGAUUACAAACGUUGCUUGUUUAACGAUGACAUUGUAAAAAGGGAUCAAUAUCUAAUUAGGUCACAGAAGCAUUCUGUGUUCACCAUAAGGCAGAAUAAGGUGGUUCUUAGUCCUCACGAUGAUAAACGUUCUAUCAGUUUAAAUUGUAUCAAUACGCGGCCUUGGGGCUAUAAUUUGGCCUAA